GUGGACGGUGUUAUGUGGUACGACAUCGAGGUGACGAAUGAGAGCGGCAGAUGCUGGACGGUGCAGCGCCGCUACAACGACUUUGCCCAGCUGGACGGCGACCUGAAAAAGUCCAGGUCCUUGGAAGUUCCAGAGCUCCCUGGCAAGGAGGUCUUGAACCCCCUGAAAGUCUUCGCCGGUGCCUUAGAGAGUUUUCCAAACCCAGAAAAACUCGAAUCAUGUCAAAAAGAUGUCCGCACGAGUCUUAUGGGGAUCGAACUUUAG
Molecule: messenger RNA, 264 nt
Organism: Symbiodinium sp. CCMP2456
Lineage: Eukaryota; Dinophyceae; Suessiales; Symbiodiniaceae
Source: the annotation of a GenBank genome assembly